Molecule: messenger RNA, 453 nt
Organism: Capsicum annuum
Lineage: Eukaryota; Viridiplantae; Streptophyta; Magnoliopsida; Solanales; Solanaceae
Exons: 1
Coding region: 1-453 (150 amino acids)
Molecular function (GO): zinc ion binding; nucleic acid binding
Source: RefSeq, a predicted model, not a curated record
AUGAGAAAUCAUGAAAGUCGACUUGCUGGUACUGCUCCAUUCACAGAAGUGAAUGCUGUAAAAUUUCUCCCAACUAAGCGUGAAAGAAGUCCUGAUCCCAGUCAUGGUUGUGGAAGGUAUUUUAAUCAGGGUGAUCGCCUUGCAAUUAAUAAUAACCCUCAGUACCAGCAGUGCAAAAAAAAGGGAGAAGCACCUGAAACAGCACCAAGGACGAACUAUGAAAGUAAAUGUUAUCUAUGUGGAGGAAAGGGUCACUGGUCGCGUCCCUGUUGUACGCCAAAGCAUCUAGUAAAACUUUGUCAGGCGACCCUUAAGAAAGCAGAAAAAGAUGUUGAAGAAAACUUCCUCUUUGAAGAUAAUACUGAGCCCAUAAACUUGGAAGUUUCAGAUUUCUUUGUAGUUCCUGAAGAACAUGUAAAUCAAUCUGUCGGUGAUAAUUAUGAAUUAGUCUGA